GUAAAUUGCAUCGACGGAUUCUCCGCUUCAGUUUCGAUUUUUACGAUGACUGUGGGCGCCUUCUCAGAAUGGCACAGGCUGCCGGUGAGUCUCGGUGAACUCUGCAUCAAUACAACCUUGCGCUGUGGCCAGUCAUUCCGAUGGCAUCAGGUCCCAGAGACCGAUGAAUGGCGAUGCGUUCUCCACGGGCGUCUCCUAUCCCUAAGACAAGACCCGCAAUACCUCUAUUACAGAACCUAUCUCAUCACACCAAACCCUCCCGCAAGCACAGAGGACGACACCCGCUCCCUGAUAACCGACUACUUCAACCUCGCCUCCAACCUCACCCCUCUGUACGAGCAAUGGUCCGCGCAAGACCCCAACUUCAGAAAAAAGGCCGCCCAGUUCACGGGGAUCCGCAUCCUCCGCCAAGACGCCUGGGAAGCCCUCGUCUCGUUCAUCUGCAGCAGCAACAACAAUAUCGCGCGCAUCUCGCAAAUGGUCGAGAAACUCUGCACCCACUACGGCCCCCUGGUCGGCUCAGUGAAUGGCCGCGUUUACCAUGAUUUCCCGACCCCGGAGGCUCUCACGGCGGCCGACGUCGAGUCCCGGCUGCGGGGGCUAGGGUUCGGGUACCGCGCGAAGUACAUCUACCAGACUGCGGUUACUGUCGCCAGGCAGCGCGAGGAGGGGUGGUUGGAUGCGCUGAGGAAUCCGGAGUCCCCUGCGCUUGCGCUGGGCACGGAGGGCCGCCGCGUGCAUGCUGCGACUGCUGCGCCAGGGGGAGAAAUGAGCCCUGAGGGGCGAGCGGGGUAUCGCGAGGCGCAUGCAAAGCUGCUGGAGUUGCAGGGCGUUGGGCCGAAGGUGGCGGAUUGUGUCUGUUUAAUGGGGCUGGGGUGGAGAGAGGCUGUGCCGGUUGAUACACACGUAUGGCAAAUCGCCCAGAGAGACUACAGAUUCGGCAAAGGAUCGCAUAGGUCCUUGACCAAGACGACAUACGACGCUGUCGGGAACCAUUUCCGGAACCUCUGGGGCAGGGAGGCCGGCUGGGCGCAUAGCGUGCUGUUUACGGCGGAUCUGAGGACAUUCUCCGAUCGAUUAGCUGCGCCAUCGAAACAGACCAAGAUCGAAGUGGACGUGAAAUCCGAGGAAGAAGACAAGGAAAAUGUAAUGGACACCGUAACCCCGACUGUCAAAACUGAGGUUACUACCGCUGCACCCAGGAAGACCUCUCUGAAACGAGCUGCAAAUGGAGAAGAAGAAGAAGAAGAAGAAGAAGAAGACAAAGAAGACAAAGAAGGUGAUGUGAAAACCGAGAGUGGUGACGAUGAAACUAAACCGACCGUGAAAGCGAAGACAAAGACGAAAACAUCUCACCCCGUAACGAGGAGGACCUCGAAGCGGCUUCGAAGCCAGUGAGUGAGUGAGUGAGUGAUUAAGCUCGCGAAGAAUAACCAGCUAACCUUGUAAAUAUGAUCAAUUCAAUUCCUCGUAUAUACUACACACUAUAAAUACAUGUAUAUAUACCAUCAGUUUCUCGAUUACUUCUACCCAGGAAUACAAGACAAGACACACCACGCAGAGAAACAACGAACCUAAACUAUUAGUUAACUUAACCAGAGACCUAGCUAAUUUUCUUGGAAUCCACCACCACCACGCAGUCUUGUCGAAGCAGACCGAAAAACAAAAUCCCUCCAAACAGGCCCAAACACACUCCUCAGCCAAAACUUCACCUGCGAGUCCGGAUACAUGAUUGUGUUGCGCCCCGUCGCGGGCCGAAGAUACCAAGUUGCGCACCCGCUCGUCCAGACGAAGUUGCUACUUGCCCGGUCGAUCCAUUUGCUUUCGUUUUGCUCGGCGUCGGCCGUGACGACGACGGUGUCGGGGGCUCGGCGGCGGCGGCGGCGGC
Messenger RNA from Aspergillus ochraceoroseus IBT 24754, 1888 nucleotides. Its product is annotated as 8-oxoguanine glycosylase OGG1. Gene Ontology annotation, biological process: nucleotide-excision repair; base-excision repair, AP site formation; base-excision repair. Gene Ontology annotation, molecular function: damaged DNA binding; 8-oxo-7,8-dihydroguanine DNA N-glycosylase activity. Bases 46 to 1398 code for a protein of 450 amino acids. Lineage: Eukaryota; Fungi; Ascomycota; Eurotiomycetes; Eurotiales; Aspergillaceae. The record is from RefSeq and is a predicted model, not a curated record. The transcript is spliced from 3 exons. Gene Ontology annotation, cellular component: nucleus.